AUGUCCGCAACGGCAGAUCCGGUGUUCCAGCGCCGGAACAAGCAGAUACAAGAGGCCAUUGACGCUCAGAAUCUCAAGCAGGCUUUACAACUGAUUGACAAGAGGAUCAAGAAGGGCGAGGAUACGAGAUUUUUGAGAGCAUGGAAAGCGCAUGUCCUCUUCCUCCACCCCGAUCAAACGCAUUCGCAACAAGGAAUCGCCGCGACACUGGAAAUUUGCAAGCUUGAUCCUCCGACCACGGACUUGGACACUAUAGACUUAUUGAGCUCGACGCUAAGAGCGGUACCGGGCCAUGACGGUACAGCUAGGAGUCUGUGGGAAAAGGCAGCAAAGGCAAAGCCCCAGGAUCAUGAAAUUCAGUCACAAUGGUUUACCAGGUCAUUUGAAGGGGAGAACUGGCAGUCUGCGCAAAAGGCUGCGAUGAGCCUCAACGCAAAUUUCCCCAAGCAACGAAAGUAUUAUUUCUGGGCGAUCUUCCUGUGCCAUCUCUUGGCUGUCAAUUCAGCUUCGUCCGAAACAGAACGCAAGCUCUUUGGAACCCUGGCAUACCGCAUGGUGUCCAAGGCCGCGGAAAAUGUGCCGGCUGACCCUAAAGAAUUGUUAAGCCCUCCGAGAGCCAUUCAGACUGCCGAGGAGCUGAUACUCCUAAUCAAGAUCUUCCAGGCGCAAGGCCGCGACGAUGAAAUCUUGAAGAUACUCGACAGCGACAAUCUUGGACUGAACUCACGUUUAGUUCAAAACGACUGGUUUUUUAUCAGAGAAAAGCUCCUCUCUUUAGAAAGAGCCGAGAAAUGGACGAGUGGCUUUGAGUAUGCUAAAGAGCUUCUGAAUAUGCCAGAAGAAGACGAAGCUGCAAAGAAGCUUUUACAGGAAAGAGAUGACUGGGGAGUCUGGAGUCUUUUGUUGACCUCGACUAAGAAGCUGAAUGAUAAAAAAAUAUCUGAAGACACGAUAUCCUUUGUACAGAAACUCACACAACGUUUCCCAAAGUCAAGGAAUGCCCAUCUUGCUCUUCUAGAGGUUUCAAUAUUGAAACUGGAAAGCGGUGAACUCGAACAGCCUGACUUGCUUGCUGCUUAUCAGAACUUUUAUGACUUCAACAGUACCAAGAUGUACUGUUUUGAUGACGUUCGGAAAUACGCCCCACACAUCGACCAAACGCAUAUCUUGAAGCUGGUUGAUUAUGUUCUGGAGAAAGCUGGUGCCCAAGAAGAUAUAUCUACAACAGCGCAACAGAUUACACUCAUUAACGCCUACAAGCUAGAGUACUGUUUCAAAGUUUUUGCAGAUCCCUCUUUAUCGAAACAGCGUGUUGAAGACUUUGUCUCGCGCUGUCUCAAGAUGUACCGCGCUAUGAAAAAGGAAGAAUCUACCGAGAAGACAAUCGAAAAUCAACCCAGAGACGACCUCGGACUACUCGCUGUCAUGUGCCUCAUACAACUUGAUGAGCAAUCGAAGCGAAGAAAAACUCCAAGCGCGGAAUUGAUUCGUUCUGCAGCUAUCCUAGAACAUCUCUGCCAAAACUCACCACACAACUAUCAAAUUCUGCUUCUUCUUGUGCGGGUAUACCUCCUACUCGGUGCAGGUUCAAUCGCUAUGAAAACAUUCAGCAAGCUUUCUGUCAAACAAAUACAAAACGAAACUGUCGCACACAACUUAUACACUCGUCUUGCCACAAUCCACCCACUUGGAGCACCACCCAUCGAAGCCGAAUUCAAAGAUUUCAUUCCCGAAGUCGCUCUUUCUCAGGCCAUUAGCUUUUACGACCAUGCGGACCGAACAACAACACGUCAGCGAACAACCGGAUUGAAUCUCGGAAGCUAUGUCAAUGUUGAAGGUACAAUUGAGCUUCAAGAAAGCUUGCGAAACAGUAUCUGCAAACGAAUGUGGGCUCUUGAAGCACGCCGCAUUGAUCGAUUGCAAGUAAAGGAUCGAUUUUGGAGAUUCGACGAUAUAACUUCGAACCAGUCGCAACUGGUAGACAAGCGAACUUUCGAUGCGUUCAUGAACUGUGAACCGUUAGAUGGGCCGUCAUUCGAGGAGAAAUUGAGACUUGGGCCUUUGCCAAAGGAACGCUGGAUACGUGCCACAAGCAUAAUUGACCGGAUCUGGGUAUUGAAUCACCAACUACAAUCACAAAAGCCCAUUAAAGCAGAUACCGCGCUUCCCGAUAUUGAGAAAUUGGACUUGUCCGAGAAUGUUGUUGAUGAUAUGACACAAGUCGAGAAGACCAAUGCCGAAUGUCACCGUAUCCUCUUGACAGCUACAUUGUUACUGUCCGACUCUAAAUCGGUCCCUGGACAAGACAUCAACAAAGUCUUCAAACAGAUGGAAGAAUGGGUCUCAAAGACACUUGAAAGUGUUUCAGACGAUGCGACUAUUUUUGCAGAGACUGCAAUUGCUCUACCAUCAGAAGGGAAUAGCAGACGGAUACUGCCGUCCUGGCAAUAUCUUCACGCCAGUGUCUCGCUUCUAGAGACGCUGAAGGUAUUAUCAUCAACAAUAUCAUUAGUCGAAACAUCAGCAAAGAAACUACCGAAUUCGGGCGCUAAGCCAACGAAAGAAGUUGUGCAGGGUCUAAAGGAAGUCGCAACCAAACUUCAAGAAAAAGUCAAGUCAAACACACGAACUUUGAGGUCGAAUGUCAUAGGAUCGGGUGUUCUCGGUGCGUUGACCGAUCUGAUAUUCCAGCAGAAUCAGGAAGAUUCGACUGAGGCCAGCAGUGAGCUUGCUGAAGAAUUGGAACAGACUCUAGAUGCGAGUGAUGUGGAGGUUUUCUGCGGAGAGCUCUUAGAAAGCUGGGAAGAGGCACUUGGGGGAAAAACCACCCCUAUCGAGACUAAGGCCCGCAUCAGCCGCAGCAAGGGUCGUCUCUCUCGCCGCACCGCCUUUGUCCGUGACAUCGUCAAGGAGGUUGCUGGUCUCGCCCCUUAUGAGCGCCGUGUUGUCGAAUUGUUGAGGAACUCCCAGGACAAGCGUGCCCGCAAGCUCGCUAAGAAGAGACUCGGCACAAUCGGCCGCGCCAAGGCCAAGGUCGACGAGAUGCAAAAGGUCAUCGCCGAAGCCAGACGGGCUGGUCACUAA
Molecule: messenger RNA, 3084 nt
Organism: Talaromyces amestolkiae
Lineage: Eukaryota; Fungi; Ascomycota; Eurotiomycetes; Eurotiales; Trichocomaceae
Exons: 10
Coding region: 1-3084 (1027 amino acids)
Biological process (GO): translation; N-terminal peptidyl-methionine acetylation
Cellular component (GO): ribosome; cytoplasm; NatB complex
Molecular function (GO): structural constituent of ribosome; protein-N-terminal amino-acid acetyltransferase activity
Source: RefSeq, a predicted model, not a curated record